Messenger RNA from Eimeria mitis, 816 nucleotides. RefSeq lists its product as uncharacterized. The transcript is spliced from 3 exons. Bases 1 to 816 code for a protein of 271 amino acids. Lineage: Eukaryota; Apicomplexa; Conoidasida; Eucoccidiorida; Eimeriidae. The record is from RefSeq and is a predicted model, not a curated record.
AUGUUUAAACGCAGAGCAGCAGCAGCAGCAGCAGCAGCUGUUGCUGCUGCUGCUGCUGUUGCUGCUGCUGCUGCAGCGGGGGGAGUUGUAGUAGCAGCAGCAGCUGUUGCUGCUGCUGCAGGGACAGUAGUAGUAGUAGUAGUAGCAGCAGCAGCAGCAACAGCUGUUGCUGCUACUGCACUUGUAGUACUAGUAGCAGCAGCAGCAGUAGUAGCUGUUGCUGCUGCUGCAAGAGUAGCAGCAGCAGCAAUCGCCUCUUGUCCUCAGCAGCAGCAGCAGCAGCAGCAGCAGCAGCAGCCCGGCGGUCUUGGAGUGGUCCGGGUGUCUGUACACCGCAACUUGACGCCGACACAUCUCCACCCUGCUGCAGCAGCAGCAACAGCAACAGCAGCAGCAGCAGCAGCAGCAGCAGGGCCCCUCACCUUCGUACAGGCUGCAGCAGCUAUCAACCCCCCGCCGACAGCAGCAGCAGCAGCAGCAGCAGCAGCAGCAAGAGCGGGAGCAGUUGGAGCGGCAACAGAAGCAGCAGCAGCGCCGCAAGCAGCAGAAUCAGCAGCAGCACAGCAGCAGCACCAGCAGCAGCAGCAGCAACAGCAUCAACAGCAGCAGCAACAGCAACAGCAGCAACAACAGCAGCAACAGCACCAGCAGCAGCACCAGCAGCAGCACCAGCAGCAACAGCAGCAGCAGCACCAGCAGCAACAGCAGCAGCAACAGCAGCAGCAACAGCAGCACCAGCAGCACCAGCAGCACCAGCAGCAACAGCAACAGCAGCAGCAACAGCAGCAGCAGCAGCAGCAGGUAGGAGAUGAGUGA